CAGAAUAUAUACUUCUUUUUGGGGAAAUUUUUUUUUUCUUCUUACCAUCUGCCGGGUUACAGAUCAUAUAUAUUUAUAUAUAAUCCAUAUAUAUUCUUCUUCUCUUGCAUCCUAUCUCCUCCAAUUUCCUUUCUUUCUUUUUUUUUCCUUUUUUUUUUUAUCUAUAUAUAUUGAAAAUAAAGUUUGGGGUUUUGGGUUUAGAGGGGUUUAAUUUGUUUGAUGGGUGCAAACGUGUCUGGCGGUAGAUCGGAUUGUGACGGAGAUGGUUCUUUGUUGAGGAGGCCUAGAUUUGAUGAUAUACCGGAGAGUUGUGUGGCAUUGGUGUUGAUGCGGUUAGACCCGACGGAGAUUUGCAAUUUGGCUGGGUUGAAUCAGGCUUUCCACCGCGCUUCUCUAGCUGAUUUCAUAUGGGAAUCAAAAUUGCCUUCCAAUUACAGGUUCAUUGCAGAAAGGGCUCUUGGAGAUACAACUCUUUCGACGUUGAGCAAGAAGGAAAUUUAUUCCAGGUUGACCAAGCCCAACUCCAUUGAUGAUGCCACCAAGGUAUAUAUGUACAGCCUGUUCUUCAGACUCCAGCUUGGGAGGACAUCAAAGAGACUCGGCCGUCGGGUCUGUAAUUCCGAGCAGAUUCAUGGGUGGGAUAUAAAACCUGCACGUUUCCAGCUAACAACGUCGGACGGUCAACAUGCUAAUAACCAGUGUUAUUUGGACAAUCCAGGGAGCUGGGUUCUUUACCAUGUCGGAGAUUUUGAUGUUGAGAAUCCUAAUGCAUUCACAAAGAUCAAAUUUUCAAUGACUCAGAUUGAUUGCACUCACACCAAAGGAGGGCUAUGUGUUGAUUCUGUUUUAAUAUACCCCAGAUGCAGUAGCUUGGGAAAAGAGGUUACAUCGUGGUUGCAAAGAUAGCGAACUCCUCCUUAUCUUCUUACAGAACUUAGAAAAAUAUAUACUUUUUGUUUUUGCGCAUAAAUUUAUGGGAUUUUU
Messenger RNA from Rubroshorea leprosula, 984 nucleotides. NCBI's taxonomy places the organism in Eukaryota, Viridiplantae, Streptophyta, Magnoliopsida, Malvales, Dipterocarpaceae. The record is from the annotation of a GenBank genome assembly.